AUGCGUGACAAAGAUGGAAUUAUUUUUGAUCCAAUUGCACCACGAGCCGGUGAACGAUUAAUAGCCAAAUGUACACUUGUUGGUCUUACAGAUAAUGAUAAACGAAGUGUCAGUUGGGAAUUACAUCGUUUAAAUGAUCAAAAAAGAUUUUUUUUAGCAACAGAUGAUCAAGUAUUCCAAUUUACUCAACCAACUCGUCGUCUUUAUGCUGAACAUGCAUUAGAUUCAAGUGAUUGGUAUUUAAUAUUUGAUCCAUUAGAUCGUGAAGAUUAUGGUGAUUUAACAUGUAUGUUAGCUGAUACUGGUUAUAAUAAUUCAAUUUAUCUUCGACGACGUCUUAUUGUAUAUAGUGAACCAUUUGUUGUUCAAUCAUCAACUAAAGAUAUUGAAGUUAAUGAAGGUGAUAAUAUACUAUUAAAAUGUUAUGCUCAAGGUUUACCACCACCACAAAUUCAAUGGAUGAAAGCUGAUGCUAGUCCAUUACCAGAUGGAAAUAUUCGUGCUAUUGGUACUGUUGAACUUGCAAUAAAUGAUAUUCGAAAACAAGAUCGAGGAAUUUAUAAAUGUUUAGCAAUUAAUUUAGUUGGUUAUGGUGAUAUAUGGACUCUUAAAGUUAAUGUUAAAUUUCCACCAUAUAUUCGAUGUCCAUAUCCAAUGGUUGGACAAGCAAUUAAUUUUUUAGUUGAUAUAUAUGUUGAAUGUUAUGUACAUGGUUAUCCUCCACCACGUAUAACAUGGUAUAAAAAUGAUUAUGGUGGUCAAAUAUCAGAUCAAAUGAGUAUUGAUGUUCUUCGACCAAUAUGGAAUUCUUAUAAAUAUAAAAUUGAAGCAACAAUACCUGAACCAAAUAUUUGUACUGAUUGUAUAUUAUCACGUUUAACAGUAAUUAAUGUUUUAGCUAGUGAUUUGGGUUCAUAUGUUAUUAAUGCAACAACAAAUGAUAAACCUUAUCGAACAGCAUUAGCAUCAGUUUUUAUAUUUGAAACACCUGAUUGUCAACAAUUUAUAACACAUCGUAAUAAUAUUGGUUGUAAACGUAUUCGUUUUACAACUAGUAAAGCUUCAUCAAACAUUUUUCAAUAUUUUAUUUUCUUAUUUGGAUUUCUUACCAGAAUUUUAAUCUAA
Molecule: messenger RNA, 1125 nt
Organism: Rotaria sp. Silwood1
Lineage: Eukaryota; Metazoa; Rotifera; Eurotatoria; Philodinida; Philodinidae
Source: the annotation of a GenBank genome assembly